UCUUGACAUUCUUCCCCAGCAGUUCUUCACUAGAGUUGUUCCAGAGCUUCGAAGCCGGCAAAUCCACUCUUUCCGCAGCCAUGUCGAAGAGAAAGACCAGGGAGCCUAAGGAAGACAAUGUCACUCUUGGACCUGCCACAAGAGAUGGAGAGCUCGUCUUUGGCGUGGCUCAUAUCUUUGCCUCGUUCAAUGACACGUUUAUCCAUGUUACUGAUUUGUCUGGGAGGGAAACCAUGGUUCGCAUAACAGGUGGAAUGAAGGUGAAGGCUGACAGGGAUGAAUCAUCUCCCUAUGCAGCUAUGCUUGCAGCCCAAGAUAUUUCUCAGAGAUGCAAGGAACUCGGCAUCAAUGCUCUUCACAUUAAGCUUCGUGCGACUGGUGGCAACAAAACUAAGACUCCUGGUCCUGGUGCUCAGUCUGCUCUGAGAGCUCUUGCCCGGUCUGGCAUGAAGAUUGGUCGCAUAGAGGAUGUGACUCCAAUUCCGACUGACAGCACUCGCAGAAAGGGUGGUAGAAGGGGAAGAAGGCUAUAAUUUUGCUAUUUGCAAUCUCAGUUAUUGUUGGUGCAUUUUUAUGAAGUGAAUCGAGUUCUAUUUUUCCUACUAUUGUUUUGAACAAUUUGUAGUUCAACCAAAAUUUGUUUGGUGUUUUGCUUGGCCGAAAAAUUGAACAAUUAUGAGAUAGUAUAUUUGCUGAAACUUGCUUCA
Molecule: messenger RNA, 707 nt
Organism: Salvia hispanica
Lineage: Eukaryota; Viridiplantae; Streptophyta; Magnoliopsida; Lamiales; Lamiaceae
Product: small ribosomal subunit protein uS11x
Biological process (GO): translation
Cellular component (GO): ribosome
Molecular function (GO): structural constituent of ribosome
Source: RefSeq, a predicted model, not a curated record